Messenger RNA from Musa acuminata AAA Group (dessert banana), 1627 nucleotides. RefSeq names its product pentatricopeptide repeat-containing protein At1g77170, mitochondrial-like. Gene Ontology annotation, biological process: RNA modification. The transcript has a single exon. Bases 1 to 1398 code for a protein of 465 amino acids. Gene Ontology annotation, molecular function: RNA binding; protein binding. Lineage: Eukaryota; Viridiplantae; Streptophyta; Magnoliopsida; Zingiberales; Musaceae. The record is from RefSeq and is a predicted model, not a curated record. Gene Ontology annotation, cellular component: intracellular membrane-bounded organelle.
AUGCGCUCCCUCCACCCUCUCUUCUCUCGUCUCACCACCGCCACCGCCACCGCCACCGAGACCAACCUUCCCUCCUCCUCUCCCUCGCAUCUCCACUUUUCCCGCUCUCUCUUCUCCUCCGAGCAAUGCCUUGGCGAUCCUGCCGCGGAGGCGGCAGCCCGUCUCGAGUCCUGCGCGGACCCGGAGGAUCUGGCGCAGACGCACGCCCACGUCCUCCGCGCCCACCUCCUCCGCGCUCCCUUCCACUGGAACGCCCUCAUGCGGUGUUAUCUCCGCCUCGUCCGCCCCCGCACGUCUCUCCUGCUAUACGCCCAAAUGUCCCGCUCCGGCACCGUGCCCGACCGCUACACCCUCCCGCUCGCCCUCAAGGCCGUCGCCCUCCUAUUCGCCCUCCAUGCCGGCGGACAGCUCCACUGCACCGCUGUCAAGCUCGGACUCGAGAACCACGAGUUUACCGAGAGCGGUCUCAUUAGCCUCUACGCCAAGGCCGGCGUGUUCGACUCGGCGAUGAAGGUGUUCGACCAAAACGCGCAGAGAAAGCUUGGGUCGUGGAAUGCCGUCAUAAGCGGACUCGCGCAGGGCGGUCGAUUGGCGGAAGCAGUUGAUAUGUUCGUAGAGCUACGAAGAAGUGGGCUCGUGCCGGAUGACGUGACGAUGGUCAGCGUGGCCUCGGCCUGCGGUGGGUUAGGUGACCUCGGUCUGGCGCAGCAAGUGCACAAGUGUCUCCUGCAGGCAGGGCGGUCAGGGAGGUUAGACGUGAUGCUCUCGAAUUCGUUGGUGGAUAUGUAUGCCAAAUGCGGGAGGACGGACCUCGCGUACAAGGUGUUCUCGAGAAUGGCGAGCCGGGAUGUCUCGUCCUGGACAGCAAUGAUCAUGGGCCUGGCGAUGCAUGGUGAGGAAGUCGCUGCACUGGACUUCUUCCGGGUGAUGCAGCAGGAAGGAGUGCGGGCGAACCAGGUGACGUUCGUUGGUUUGCUGAGUGCGUGUGCGCAUGGGGGAUUGGUGGAAGAGGGCAUGAACUACCUGGAGGCAAUGGCUGAGGAGUACAGUUUGGAGCCUACGGUGGCACAUUAUGGGUGUGUGGUGGAUAUGCUGGGUAGGGUGGGGCGACUGGUGGAGGCAAGAGCCGUGGUGGAGAGGAUGCCAAUGGAUGCAAAUGUGGUGAUAUGGGGGACAUUGCUGGGUGCCUGUGAGAAGCAUGUUAAUGUGGAGGUCGGCGAGUGGGCAGCGAGGAACCUGUUGGAGCUGGAGCCAUGGAACGAUGGGGUGUAUGUAGUGCUGUCGAACAUUUAUGCAGCGGCAAAGAAGUGGGGGGAGGUAGAGAGAGUUAGAAGGUUGAUGUGGGAGAGAAGAGUUGCCAAAGCCCCAGGACACAGCUCGGCUACAGUUUCAGCUUGAAUUCGAAUUGCUCGUAAGGGAAGACAGGGUUGUGUUCCAUGAAUAAUGCCACUCUUGAAACUGGAAUCAUCUGACUUGAUGAAGUGGUGAGCUAAGUGAGAUAUUGUGUUUGAUAGAUCGAUUGAGAUAUUUCAUGUUGGCAUCAAGAAUAUUCUUUGUAUCGCUGAAAGGCCAGCAACCUGUCUUAAUAUAAAAAAAAUUUAUAGAAACAAAUGCAAUAUUUUGGUGC